UCUGGCGGUACUGAAUCCCAAACAGCUAUUCCUUGUUUGGUAGCUGUUGUCUUUCGCAUCACAUUUUGAAUUCUCUCUCUCCCUCCCACAUCACACGCCAAACACCCCCCUCUUAAAAACACACACCAACACAAUUCCCUCGCUCUUCAAAAUCCAUCUCAACCAAAAACUCUUUAUUUUUCUCGGCGCGCUCUUUCGCACAUCCCUUUCAUUCUCAUUACUCUCUGUGCAAACUACUCACCAUCCAUCAUCCAGGUUCUGCAGAGAAGCGAAGAAAUGUCGGUGAGUUCGAGUUCCAGGGGAAGAAUAACGACGGAGCUUCAAGUCCCGAAGAAAUGGACAGACAGAGAAACAAGUCCUGAGAGAACCAAGGUUUGGGCCGAGCCAAAGACCAAAACGGCAAAAAAAGUCUCCGUCGUUUACUACCUCUCCCGAAACGGCCAACUCGAGCACCCUCACUUCAUGGAAGUUCCUCUCUCUUCGCCUCACGGUCUCUACCUCAAAGACGUUAUCAACCGCUUGAACGCCCUCCGGGGCAAAGCCAUGGCCACCUUGUACUCUUGGUCCGCCAAACGGGGCUACAAAAACGGCUUCGUUUGGCAUGAUUUGUCGGAGAACGACUUCAUCCACCCGACGCAAGGACAAGACUACAUUCUCAAAGGAUCGGAGAUUGUUGAGCACGGUGUAGCCGCCGUCGCCGCUAGGGUUAACAAAUCGGAGGAAGAGUCCAAUUCGCCGGUGGCGAUCACGAGACGGCGAAACCAGUCGUGGAGCUCUAUUGAUAUGAAUGAGUACCGAGUUUAUAAGUCCGAAUCUUUCGGUGGCUCGGCUGAGAGAAUCGGCGCCGACGCGGCGACUCAGACGGAGGAGAAGCUGAGGCGGAGGAGGGCGGCGAGGGAGGAAGAAGUGGUGGAGAUUCAAGAGAAGAAUGAUAGAAGAAUUGAAGCGGGAAUGGAGGGAGAGAGGGUCCCGCACGUGACUUGUGAUGAUAAUGAUAGUAAUAACCACACUACGGAGCUGAGUAGGGACGAGAUCUCUCCUCCACCGUCGGAUUCGAGCCCCGAGACGCUGGAGACGCUGAUGAACGCGGAUGGACGGCUCGGACUGCGGUCUUCGGAAUCCCAGAAGGACAAUCUGACGGUGGAGAGCUGUCCUAGUGGGAGGAUGAGAGCUUCGUCUGUUUUGUUGCAAUUAUUAUCGUGCGGUGCGGUGUCGUUUAAGGAGUGUGGAGCCAACGCAGUGAAGGAUCGAGGGUUCUCAUUGGUUGGGCAUUACAAGUCCAGGAUGCCCCGCGGAGCAGGGAAUCAUUCGGGAAAGGAAACGGGGACAUCGAUGGAAAUUCCAGAUUUGAGCAGGGUGAGGUUGGAAGAUAAAGAAUAUUUUAGUGGGAGCUUGAUCGAGACCAAGAAAGUGGAAACCCCUGCUUUGAAGAGGUCCUCUUCUUACAAUGCAGAUAGUGGUUCCCGGUUGCAAAUAGUGGAGCAUGAAGAAGAUGUAGUGCGGGCAAAGUGCAUACCACGGAAGUCGAAGACACUACCAACCAAAAAAGAAGAAGGUGCUUCCAUGCAUAUUGUUAGCAGUAGCAGACAUGGGAGCAAAAGAUUUGACCCACAACAAUAAAUUGAUACUUUGAAAUUUGGAUGAAUAUAAAGCGAAAGGAAACCUUGUUAAUGGAGGCUUGUAGCUGAUGCCUGAUAGUGGAGGAGAAGAGGACAAAAAGCUUAGGGAUGUGAGGUUAGAACGAGAAGUGUGGAAGAAUGUAUAAAUAUAUGGAAGCAGAUAGGAUCUGUACUAAUCAAGUAGGGACAGUAUAGUGAUCUAGAGCUUUGCAAUUUGCAAGUCACGGCAUGGUGGGCAUACACGUCGAGGUAGGGUUAGCUAUGGAAAGAAAAUACUACUAGCCCUUGUGCAUUUUGAUAUGUAGGUUUUGGCCUAAAGUCUGUACAUGUAAGGGUGGUAUCUGUUUCCAUUUUGAUAUGGCUCUUCUGUGGCGGUGGUAAUUGCUUUUUUAUUUAUUUAACUUUUGAGUAUACUUCAUUAAUGUUAAAGAUCUAA
This is a messenger RNA of Glycine soja, 2055 nucleotides long. Its product is annotated as protein UPSTREAM OF FLC-like. The transcript has 3 exons. Bases 277 to 1620 code for a protein of 447 amino acids. The record is from RefSeq and is a predicted model, not a curated record. NCBI's taxonomy places the organism in Eukaryota, Viridiplantae, Streptophyta, Magnoliopsida, Fabales, Fabaceae.